AUGGGGAACAAAUUCAUUGAACAAAUGUCACGCUUUCCAGUCACCCAACGGGUUUCUGUUGUUGUUCUUUUCCUCGCGUUGUUGGUCCAAAUAGCAACCGUCAUGUAUUUCCGGUUCUCGCCCGUUUUGAAGACAAGCGACUCGUAUUCGUCGUUUGAAGAAGCCGUUGGGAAUGUCACUGAUAUUCCCGCGACAUACGUCGAGGCUCAUACUGAACCCGAAUUUCCGAAAUAUGCACGCGUCGCGCAUAACGAGCCGCGUUAUUACCAAAUGGAGAGAGGGACUUGCUGGGAUUUUGCAUUGAUUGGAUUUUUACAAUCGAAUUAUCGACAAAAUGGUAUUGAAAAAGGGUUGAUGUCUGAGGAUCAAUACACGUUGUUGUCUACACAAGCUAUGGGUAUUAAAAUGGUCGACCACUGUGUCGAACACCCCGAUGUGUGUAACACACCAGGCGAUUCGUUGUUGAGCAAUAGCACUUCCGGUGGUGAAAUCAACUGGUUUUAUUCAUUCCCAGGCUUGUAUAAGGAAACCGUCCCCGACUCUGUGUGCCCAUAUUUGCCGACAGACAGCGAAGAAUGGAUUUGCGAUAACUUGGAGAGUGCAAUUAAGUCAAAUCCUGUGAGGUUUGAUGUCACUAAAAUGAACGUCGCGACGACGGUGGAGGACGUCAAAAAGCUGUUUGUCCAAAAAGGGAACAGAGCACUUGCUUGGACUUCAUUGAUUCAUGACGAUGUAGAAUACUUCCCAUGCACGCAAUAUCCCGAUUUGUGUAAUGUUGGUGUGUAUGAUGUUGUAGCGUGCCCACCAGAGAUAGCGAGCGGAGACUGUGCCAAAUUAGUCUUGCCGAUGUAUACACCUGAUGGUGAGUUUGAUAGACAUGGCGAAAUGACAAUGGCGGGCGGUCAUGGGAUGGUCAUGGAAGCAUUCACUGACGAGUUUGUGACUAAAGCCGGACAUAAAGGAGGAUUUGUGUUAAAGAAUUCGUGGAAUGAUACUGCUUAUGGAGAUAGACCAAUGGGGUCUGCCAGAGGUAUUCGAGGAAGUCAUUCUAUUGAGUAUUACUUGGGACAAAUUUCAUACGAAGAAGAGAUGACACUUUGCCCUAACCCACAAGACCCAUUGAAUUGGGAAGUGUGCACUGAAGCGUGUGGGAAGAGCACUGAAAUAUCCAAAAAGAUCAUGGAGUUUGAACAUAAACCAUUUGAAUACCAAUGCGUUGAUGAACACGUUUGUACUAAAGAUCCAGUGUACAGAUACUUCUUGAGGGAAUUGAAACCAGCAUCGAGAAAACCAAGCGGAAGAUACUUUGAUUUUACUAUGAUCAAAUAUAACACAUUGGAUGAUACAUUUGUCGACUUGACGUGGAAGGCUUUACCAACACAAGUUAUUGGGUUAUAUUUCACUCCGAUUGAGAGCCAAUUAAAAGAUCUUGUCGCAAAUAAGGAAUAUUGUGGAUACUACUUCUUCCCGUAUGAUAUCGUUGAACAACAAAUUUCAUAUUAUGGUGGAUUUAAUUGUAUCUACUACGACAUCAAUUGGGAAGAAUCGAGUUACUUGAGCAAGAAAGACAAUCAUAAGGAAUUUGACUAUACGUAUCUCGACAAAUCAACCACUAAACAACACUUGGACACUGCUACGUUCUACGCGUCUAAUCCGUAUAUCAAUAAGAGAUACAGUGAUUAA
Molecule: messenger RNA, 1683 nt
Organism: Entamoeba invadens IP1
Lineage: Eukaryota; Evosea; Mastigamoebida; Endamoebidae
Exons: 2
Coding region: 1-1683 (560 amino acids)
Source: RefSeq, a predicted model, not a curated record